AUGCACUUCGGCCCAGUUGACCUAGCUAGACCUGGGGACCGAGCUGCUAUGAACACUAGCACUCUCUGUGUGGGACACUCUUGGACCUGGAGUGCUUCCUGCCGGUCGAGCAUUCGAGCACUGCGUGUGCGUUUGGAUUUGAGGGCAAAACCAGUGAAGAGGAAUGCGACAUUCUUUGCACUGCUUCAAUGCCCGUUUUGGGCUUGCCUAGUGCUUGUCCUCCUGUCUUCGAAUUGGCUCACAGACGAACACUUUCGAUUCCAAGCUGCAAGGGAUAGAUCACCGCAGUCGGACUUGGUAGACCACGCAUCCAGCAGACACGGCCACUGUGCAAGUUGUGCAAGAUGUUGUGAUCCCCGUUUGGGCAUCGAAGGCGCCGAGGGGGAGACCCGGGAGGGAGGAGGAGGCCAAGCCUGGAGCAAAGAGCCGUUUCCUCCCGUGCAGGAGUGGGGCCCAUGGGCCGCGGGAAGCCUCGCAGGGAGCGCUUUCGCUUCCGAUAUCAGGGAGGGGGGGAAAGGCAGGAAGGCGAAUGUUCGCGCGAGGAAAAGCCUGAGGCUUGCAGAUUCCGAUGUCGAGGAAGCGGACAUCGAGGCAUUGGCGAGGCAGCGCCGGCAGGGCACUCCAGUGCCUCUGAUGGCAAACGUCCCGCUCGCGUCCAGAUCCAAGCUCAGAGCGGGGGAGUUCAUCCUCGGCGAGGAGCCGAAGCCGACCCAGGAUGAAUCUGCAGAGGUGCAGGACACCGCAAAGCGAGGUGUUUGCCUGGCACCGCUGCUUUUGCAGCGGCUGAGCGAAAUAGAAUACAAGGUGCCCGAGGGUGCGAAGCGCGUCCCUUGGAUCGACACCAUGGCCAUAGAUGGACAGAACAACCUGCCGAAAGGGGUCACUGCCAAAGAUGGCGUGAAACUGGAAAGUGCCUUCCUAGGCAUGGCUGCAGAAGCAGCUGCCGAAGGCUACCGCAGGUUGCGAGUCAUGAAGAUCCCCUGUACGAGACCAAAUGACUUCUAUGCCGAGAUGAUGCGGCCUGACAAGCAGAUGUACCGAGUUCGCCAACAGGCGGCAGAGGAGGAGCGACGAAUCAAGAUUGUCGAAGACAGAAAAAAGCAACAAGCGAGCAAGAAGUUUGCCAAGAAGGCAAAAGCCAAGAAACUGGAAGCCCGGGCGCAGGAGAAGAGGACGUCCCUGGAAGAGAUCGCCAACUGGCGGGCACGGAAGAAGAGCGAAGGAAACAACAAAGACGAUCAGGACUUGGAGGAGAUUCUAAGUCGACAAGGGAAAAAGAGAGACCAAGAUGGGCAGGGCAAAGGCAAGGGCAAGGCCAUGAAGUCGGCCAAGCGCCGCAACCUCGAUGAAAAGUACGGUAGCCGCCAGCACCUGCUAAGUCUCGGCGGCCGUGAGCUGCAAGCCGCGCGAAUGGCCGAGCACGGGAUGGGGGAGAACUUCGAUGAUGCAGAGACCCUGGUGCUGGGUGCGCACCUGGCAGAAGGCGAUGCCGAGGAGGAAGGGAAGGCCGACGUCGUAGCAAAAGUGGAUGAUGGCCUAUUGGACUUGCUCGGAGACGCCUCGGCAGAAGCAACAGAGUCAGCAGACACGGUGCCAGGUGCAACACCUGGUGAGAGUGUUUUGGACAUGGCCGAGGAAGCGAUGCCGUCCUCGGAACCAUCAGACGCUGCGGCGACCGCCGCUGCGGUGACCGCCGCUGCGGUGGCUGCUGCCGCAGCGACCGCCGUUGCGGUGCCUGAAAUUACAGGUGUGAAAAGAGCUGCCACGCAGACUCUGGACUUGAACUUGGACGUAAUGGACACGGACAUGCAAGCAGGUCCCGUGUCCGACGAGCACACAGGGGUGUUGUCGUCGGUGAAUUUUGCCACCGCCACAGACAUUGUGCUGAAGUGCGACUGCUUGUCCGUAGGCAGGGACGAGUCCAACUUCGCGACCUUGACGGAUCCGCGAGUCUCGAGCGAACAGUUUCGAGUCCACCGGAAGACUCUUGGAGCUCCCGGGCCGCCCUGGAGCUACGAACUGGAGGACUGCUCUAGGAACGGUACUCUGGUGAACAAGAAGCUGGUCCGGGGAGUCAGGAUUGCCUUGAAGGAUCAGGAUUUGGUGGAGGUGCUUCCAGCUUCGAAGGUUGGGCAAGCUGCAGCUAUCGCGUUUUUGUUCCAUUCUCCAGAUGCUGAUGUGCCGGAAGGCCCAGCGAAGAAAAAGAUUCGAUUAGAAGGCGACUCAGCCAGCGGCACGGGUGGUGACGCCAUCUUUGAGGGCGCGAUGUGUGCAAUCUGCCAAGAGGUCCACUGCAUCCGACUUCUGUACAGCCAUGCAUGCACAGCUUCUGCAGCUCCUGCCUGGGUGGCUGGUUGA
Molecule: messenger RNA, 2358 nt
Organism: Symbiodinium sp. CCMP2592
Lineage: Eukaryota; Dinophyceae; Suessiales; Symbiodiniaceae
Source: the annotation of a GenBank genome assembly